CACCUGUCGUCAAAAACAUCGAUUAUAGUUCAACCGAAAUCAGAUAAAUCCUAUUCAUCACAGCCAAAAUCUAUAUAAAUGUCCAACUCACUCAACGUUUCCAAACACAACCAAAAUGAACCUACUCAUCUUUCUAACAGUUGCGAUUGUCUUCGCUUCGGCCAAACCCCCUCUAAAAAUCGGCUUCCACCCCAACCCCCACAUAAUCAACGGAGACGACGCCGCCAAAGGCCAAUUCCCCUACCAAAUCUCCUACCAGUUUGGAAUCUUGGGCGUCUACGAGCACGUGUGUGGAGGCUCCAUCCUCUCGCCCACCUUCAUCGUCACAGCGGGGCACUGCGUCACCGAAGUGCCAACACAGGGGGACCACCGAAUCGUCGCUGGAAUCACCGAACUCAACGAACAAAACAACCAAAGACAAGAGAUCCAAGUCGUUGAAAAAAUCGUCCAUCCUGACUUCAACGGACGCGUGGGACCAAACGACAUCGCUUUACUCAAAUUAGCAACACCGCUAGAAUUCGGAGACCUGGUACAACCUAUCGGGUUGCCUGAACCCGGCUCUGAAUUCACAGGAGAUUCAGUUCUGACAGGAUGGGGCUCCACCUCCACCACCAUUGUCCCAAUUUUGCCCAACCAUUUGCAAACUGUCACGGUGCCCAUCUUGUCUUACGACGAUUGUAAGAAAGCAGUCGAUGCUUUACUUGACGAAAAUCAGGAAAAUCCCCUAAAUGAGGUGUCAAAUGUUUGCACUGGGCCUUUGUCAAAGGGCGAAAGUGCCUGUUUGGGGGACAGUGGGGGGCCAUUGGCCCAGAAUGGUACCAUCGUGGGGGUUGUUUCCUGGGGUUUUGUACCAUGUAGCCAUCCAGAGGCACCGUCAGUUUACACCAAAGUUAGCAGUUUUGUCGAUUUUAUCAAAGAGCAUGUCCACGAUUUGCCCCAAUAAAUGUGUGAAGUAAAAAUAA
This is a messenger RNA of Tribolium castaneum (red flour beetle), 962 nucleotides long. RefSeq names its product chymotrypsin-like proteinase 6D (gene Ctlp-6d). Bases 116 to 943 code for a protein of 275 amino acids. Gene Ontology annotation, molecular function: serine-type endopeptidase activity. The record is from RefSeq and is a predicted model, not a curated record. Gene Ontology annotation, biological process: proteolysis. Lineage: Eukaryota; Metazoa; Arthropoda; Insecta; Coleoptera; Tenebrionidae. The transcript is spliced from 3 exons.